Messenger RNA from Mucor mucedo, 1134 nucleotides. RefSeq lists its product as uncharacterized. The coding region runs from base 1 to 1134 and encodes 377 amino acids. Lineage: Eukaryota; Fungi; Mucoromycota; Mucoromycetes; Mucorales; Mucoraceae. The transcript has 5 exons. Gene Ontology annotation, molecular function: nucleotidyltransferase activity; URM1 activating enzyme activity; thiosulfate-cyanide sulfurtransferase activity. Gene Ontology annotation, cellular component: cytoplasm. The record is from RefSeq and is a predicted model, not a curated record.
AUGGAGAAAUUGGAGAGAGAGAACGCACUUCUUCGUCAACGCAUUGCAGAACUAGAGGCAGCCGCAGCUGCAGCAGAAGCGCCCUUGCCUGCAGCAUUGACGGAAACCGAUGUGACCAGUCCAUUUGAACGUGUCAGUUCAUUAACCAACGCAGAAAUCUUUCGUUUUGGACGUCAAUUAGUUGUUCCCGGUUUCGGCUUAGAAUCGGGUGGUUUAGGAUCCCCCGCCGCACUUUAUUUAGGUGCAGGUGGUGUAGGUCGUUUAGGUAUUGUGGAUCAUGAUACAGUGGAUACGAAUAAUUUGCAUCGUCAAGUGAUUCAUACUGAAGCACGAUGUGGUGUAAAUAAAGCCGUAUCUGCUGCCAUUGCCAUUCAAGCGAUUUAUCCCGAUGCCGAUGUUGUUCCUUAUGCUUAUACACUGGAUAGAACCAAUGCGCUCCAACUCAUCCAACAAUACGAUAUCGUACUUGAUUGUACAGACAAUAUUGCCACACGUUACUUGCUGAGUGAUGCUUGUGUUUUAGCAGGAAAACCCAUCGUAUCCGGAAGUGCACUUAGAAACGAUGGACAGCUUACGAUUUAUAAUUAUAACAAUGGACCUUGUUUUCGUUGUCUUCAUCCCGUCCCUCCUCCCGCUUCCACCGUAGGACGUUGUGUGGAUAGUGGUGUUCUUGGUGUAGCAUUGAAGGAACCUAGUUUCUUAAUUUUUAGCGCCAUGAGCAACCCCAUGUUUCGAACUAUGCGACUUCGUCAUAAAAAGAAGGAUUGUGCCAUAUGUGGAGAUACACCUACAAUGACAGAAUUGAUUGAUUAUGUCCAAUUUUGCGAUGGAUCUGCUGAUGAUAAGACAGUAGAUGAGACGAUUUUGAAGCGAGAGGAGAGAGUCGAUGUUCAUGAAUAUAAUAAGGUUGUGGAGGAAGGAGUGGAUCAUGUGCUGAUUGAUGUUCGACCUGCGAUUCAAUAUGGGAUCUGUCGUUUGCCCAAUAGUAUUCAUAUCCCGAUAGACGAACUGGAUAAAAAGAUGACACUUGUGAAGGACAUGAUGGUAGAAAAGAAUGUGGAUAGUGAACACGGUAAGAAAAAAAAAAUAGGCAGACUUUUUUUGAUAUGUAAUUUAUUAAUGGAAGGAGGGUAA